This is a messenger RNA of Pimephales promelas (fathead minnow), 4044 nucleotides long. It is a transcript of the gene tex2l, whose product is annotated as testis expressed 2, like. Gene Ontology annotation, cellular component: endoplasmic reticulum. Gene Ontology annotation, molecular function: lipid binding. Lineage: Eukaryota; Metazoa; Chordata; Actinopteri; Cypriniformes; Leuciscidae. The record is from RefSeq and is a predicted model, not a curated record.
UUCUAUGGGGAUACACAGCUUCACAAGCCUAAUAUACCAGCGAUCAAUAGGCAACUGCAUAAGUGUUAUAAUAAUUCAAAACUCCGUGUGCACGCGCGGCACAGUCCAGAUUUACCGACCGACACAUGCUCAUUUGCACAGCCCUAACGAACGACAUAAACGCACAUCGGUCUGUAACUCUGGUUUAUCAUAAAGUCUGAUGGUAAACUGUGAGCAGAGUCAGCAUGCAAGACGUUUAACGAAAGUGUAAUCUGUCUCCUCUCUGGAAAUGAUUUUCGGAACUGCGACUCUGUGUAACUGACGGGACACAAAAGCUGAUAUCUUUUUUGGAGAUCAGGCUAUGGUGCAGAAAUUGGAAAUAAAUCAUGGCAAGGAUGACAGGGAAUGAAGGAACCCACAAAUUUUCCAGUGAGAUCCAGAGGCCGGGUCUACCGCCACAGCAUGACACGGACCGGAUGGGAAUAGUGAUCCAGCUGACGGACACUGAGGGUGAAUGGGACAAUCUUGAUGACAAUGACCUCAUUUUCACCUUGGACUGUGAUGGCAAAAAGUCACUCAGCUCCCUCCAUAACCGAAGACCAUGUUCGGUCGACAUUCAGACAGAAGGGGAUUGGGGUCCCAGCUCAUCCGCAUUCAACGUUCCUCUCUCUCCACCUUCAUCAGGCUCCCUGGGAGACUCUUUUCUUCCGGGGUCUGGCUUCCUCUCGCCUUCCCACCGCCCCUUGGCCAGCUUAGUGAAGUCAUUAUCUACAGAACUGGAACUGAAAGAGUCUUCUUUAAAGCCCAAACCAUUCCUCAGCCUUGUAAAGUCAAUUUCCACCGAGCUUUCUCGCAGUGAGCCCGAAGUGUCUCAAUCCAGGUCUGAUUCCAAGCUCAAUCUACACUUGUGGACGCAAUUCACCCAGCCCAAAAGCCGCAAUGGUGACUCCCGCACCGCCCCUCCAUCUCCGGUCAACCUGUCCCCCACUGAGCCCAAAGCAAGCUUCUUUAAAAUGGAGCUGGAGGACACCCGACGCAAGCUCUCAGAGGCCAUGCAGGAACCUCUGAGCAUGUUCAGUAAGAUCAUGCGUGAGGACAGUGCUGGCAGCCCCAAGCACCAAAGGAGCACUGGAUCGAUGGACUCUCCAAGCUACAAAAACGUCGGAAUCGGGAAAUCGAACACUGAUUUGACUGUUUCCGAAUCUCCGAAACGUGCUAGGAAAGUAGAAAGUGAGGUUCUACCGGAGUGCAACUGGCCUGUGAGACAUCGUAAACGGUGUAUGCAGAAGUCCUCCCUCUCCCAUGACCACUGUAGCAAACAGAUAGACAUUGGACAGGUGGUGGAGACCAGUAUUAACAAAGCUGAUCAAGAUUUGACAAAGCAAUGCUCCUCUCCAGUGCCAGGAGUGGCUCUUGGAUAUAUUGCAUUUGUGUCAUACUGCUAUUUUAUCAUUCCUUUGUCAGCGUAUUGGUCUGGCCUGUUCCUUGGUUUAGUGUUUGGAUUAAUUUUGGGGCUUGUGCUCAUCCAUUGGGGCUCCGUCAGAGAUGUGUCCACCAGUCACCCACAUGGGACCCCCUAUAAUAACAUUCUCUUUGAAACCCUGCAGAGCAAUGUACCUUCCCUCAAGGGCUGGAUGAACGAGAUUUACAUAUAUGAUCCAGAGACUUAUCAGCCCUCUCUUAUGCACUCUGUGUAUGUCACAUUGGAUGGACCCUGUUUGCGGCUUGACUACCCACGUAACAACAUUCCCCGCUGGGCUGCCUUUGAUGAGCCCUGCUACGAAAAGCAAUUCACCCACUCACGGAUAUUUCGACUCACUGGCAGCAAGGUAUUUCUUCUGCCACUGGCUUUGGCACACAAGAGAGUGUGGAACAGGAAGUAUCCUAUCUGCAUACGUUUGGCUGAAGAAGAAGGAGCUGUGGAAGAAGACGAGACAGUAGAGGGUCCGGGCGAGGUUCAGAAAGUAGAGAAACACCCUGGAUCUAUGACUAAUGUUUCCAUUCCUGUCACACUUUACCUCUUUGGACGAACGGGACGGGAGAAAGAGGAAUGGUUCCAUCGACUGUUUUCUGCGUCCAUUCACAAUGAAGAAGACCAUUUUGAAUCUAUAUUUGGUGAUAAAUCUGUAUUGAGUGAGGAGAACACUUUUGGGCUGUCACAUGGUGGUGAAGGCUCAGUCAAGGACAGCAGUGAAGAUCUGGUUGGCAGAGCGAAGGAGAACAUUCUACCAGACUAUAGUUCUUACAUGACCAGUCUGGUCUUCUCAGCACACGCCAGUCCUGUCCAAAGCCCCUGCCAAAGCAGCACCCAGGGCAGCCCUACUGACAAAGAGCAGGAGCAGGCCUUUUGUUGCAGUGACGACGACACAAAGCCGGUCUGGUUGAACGCAAUAAUUGGUCGAAUCUUUUGGGACUUCCUCCAUGAAAAGUACUGGGCUGAUAAAGUCCAGCAGAAAAUACAGCGAAAGCUGAGCAGAAUUCGGUUGCCUUACUUCAUGGAUGAACUGACCCUCACCGAACUGGCCAUGGGCUCCAGUAUGCCCCAGAUAACAAGUACUUCACUACCACAGGUCAACAGCAGAGGUCUAUGGUUGCAUGUGGAGGUGGAGUACACAGGAGCAUUACAGAUGACUCUUGAGACCAAAAUCAACCUCUCCAAACUUGGGAAGGAGGAAGUUCUUGAGGCAGAGACAGAGUUGGAGACAAUCAAUGUGUUUAGCAGGUCCAGGCUCUCUGUGCUGGCUGAUAGUGAUGAGGAAUCCUCAAGUGCAGGAUCCUCGGAUGAGGAGGACGUUUCAUCCGCUGACACUCAAGGAACCCUGACAGAAAAGCCUCUAGCUGGUGUUGAGGGGGCUGCAGCUGGAGGCCGCACUAGUAGGCGGAUUUUGAAAUUUGUCGACAAGAUUGCCAAGUCGAAGUAUUUCCAGAAGGCCAAAGAAAAUGAGUACAUAAAGAAGAAGAUAGAAGAAAUGUCCAACACCCCUCUGCUGCUUGCGGUGGAAGUUAAAGAGCUCUCUGGAACCCUGGCAAUCAACAUUCCUCCUCCCCCCACAGACAGAAUAUGGUAUGGUUUUUGCGGACCCCCGAAACUUGACCUAAGAGUCAGACCCAAACUGGGAGAGCGAGAAGUGACUUUCUUUCAUGUGACAGAAUGGAUUGAAAAGAAACUACAAGAUGAGUUUCAGGAAGUUUUUGUUUUGCCCAACAUGGAUGACAUUUACCUGCCGCUAAUGCACUCUGGGCUGGACAACCCGACAGCUUCACAACAACACCCUGUAAAGCUGUCCCAGCAUUCCUCUGUGGCCUCCACUGACAGGUGUGAUCUGGAACAUUCUGCAGAACUACAGUAGUGCCUCCUUGUGGACAGACAUGUCAAUACGCCGGUUUCAGGAACUCACUCCUUUGUAAUCAGCUUCAUUUAAACAUCCCACACAUGCUCUCUCGUAAUUUAUUAUCUCCCAUUAUCAUACAUUCCCAUUUCCUUGAAACCCAAAACAGUUUUCCUAUCAUACCAUUGGCUUAAUGUGUGUUUAAAUCAUUUUAUUACUUUAUUGUGUUUAUGUCUUAAGGACAACUGGUUAUUUGUUGAACAUCCACAAUAGCUUAAAUUAGACAUAUAAGCAUUAGUAACAAGUAAAUAGUAAAUAAUAAAGAAUUUAUUAAAUCAUUCAUUUUUACAUUCAUUCAAACUCGUUUUGAAAAAAGUCUUACAUACAUGUUCCACGAGUGUUUGCUUUUUACAUUAUGAAUUAAUAUAUAGGCCUAGUAUCAAAGACAGUUUUUGUACGAUUUGACAUUUUCUUGUCAAGUGUCACUUCAAGAUUGUAAUAUCUGUAAUAACUUAAGCAGGCAUUUGAAUGUUACAGUAAUUGUUUUUUCUUUGUAAUAUUUGGUAAUUAGCAUCAACCUUUUCUGUUUAUCGUACUUUUCUCUAUAUACAAACAAUAAAUCUGUAAAUUCGGUUGGCUGUGCCGCCCUUAAAGGGAUUCUGUCAUCAUAUACUUAACCUCAUGUUUUUAAACAUGUAUGACUUUCUUUACUCUGCAAUCUGCAGAUCACAAAAAA